Messenger RNA from Copidosoma floridanum, 1228 nucleotides. RefSeq names its product RPA-interacting protein-like. Gene Ontology annotation, cellular component: nucleus. The record is from RefSeq and is a predicted model, not a curated record. NCBI's taxonomy places the organism in Eukaryota, Metazoa, Arthropoda, Insecta, Hymenoptera, Encyrtidae. Gene Ontology annotation, biological process: protein import into nucleus.
UCUUUUUCUCUCACGGUGUCCGCUGAACUCCGUUUUAAAAACACAAGUGUUUGGAUGAGCAAGUCAAUGUAGUGAAAAAAGCUCUGGUUGAAUGUCAAAAAUUUAAAAAUUAAAGAUUGAUUGUAAAAAAACUAAUAGUCAAGAUGAUGGUGAGCCCGAAUUCGGCAAAAAUAAAAAAUGUCAACGCUGCCAGGAAAAUUAAGAACGGCUCGCCAAAGAUACGCGAGACGCUUCGGCAGAAGUUUCGACAACGAAUGCACGAAAGGCGCGAGCAAAUAUUUGUCAUGAGGAGGCAUGGAAUGACUGACUACUCUCAAGAAGUAAAAAAUGCCCUGACAGACAUUGUUCACGAAGAAUUUGACAACAUAGCAGCCAUGGAGUGGUUUAAUUCUCCUGAAGAGCAGCGCCAACAGCAGUUGAUGGACCUUGGUGUUUCUAGGAUUGACGAGACCUUUAAUGAGGAUGAAACUGCAGAGAUCGAAGAGUCCACAGAAGAGCAAUGGAUUCUCGAAGAAUACCAACGAAUAUUGUGGGAACAAAAGCAAAUUUCUUCUCUCUUCAAUGAGGACGUGAUGUGCCCAAUAUGCCUGAAAGGCUUGCUUCAUGAAUCCCCAAAUUGUGUUACUUGCCGUCAGUGUGGCCUGAACUUGCCAAUGCAAUUUGGAUUGGAAAGCUUGAAACAAAAUAUUCAGGAACAUGUUAACACUCAUUCCGCUGCAUGUUUGGAUGUACCAAAGUUUUCAGUUUUCCGUGACGGUGACAAUGUUUCGUUAUGUUUCUCGUGUGCUUCGUGCGAUAUUUUUGAACUGGUAUAAAAUUAAGUAAUAAGUUUCGCGAAUCUACGUUAAAUCUUUUUGUAUAUUUAUUUCUGCAUCAAAUGUUUCAAACAUUGUUUAAAUUAUUUAUGUAUUAAAUCGACAAGGAGCAAAUGGCUGUGUCAUUUAGAAAAACAAAAUUAAACACUGAUAUUUUUUAUAAUCUGUGUACAUACUGUAACCCGAGAAUGUAUGUUCAGUAUUAUUAUAUUUAUCACUAAGAAAACUUUAUUUUGAAGCUUCUUUAGUAUGAUUUCUUUGCUAUAAGACUUGAUGAUUGUUUAUUUACUUCAAUUUUUUCUCUAAAAUGGUUUAUGUUAUGCCAAAAAUCUUGCAGAGACUUUGAAUGCUUUUGUACAUAAUUAAUUAUAAAUUUAUUUCACAAUAAAUAAUUUUUGAUAUAAUCUUGUUUA